AUGUCCGAAUCGCGUAAGAACGACACGGAGAAGAAUUGUAAUAAUUUGGUAUCAACUUUCAUUCCAGCCGGAGCGUGCCCACGCGGAACGACCUACCAGGAGGGCUGCAACACCUGCAACUGCAACGCGGUGAACGGCCUGACGAGCUGCACGCAGUAUCCGUGCGACGUCACUUCGAACUCGGUAGUUUCGACGACGACCACCACCACCGAGCGCCCGCUGCCGUUCUUCACCCCUGCGCCCUUUGGGCCCAUACCGCCACCGGUCGCAAAGAACUACGAUUGUCCACGGGGUAACGAGUACAAGGAGGACUGCAACACUUGCACUUGCGAUCCCGUCACCGGAGUCAUUUGCACGAGAUUCGCGUGCGCUCCGCAAACGGUAACAGUCGGACCAAACUAUACGUGCCCGAAGGGCUACGCGUGGGAGGAGGACUGCAACGUCUGCACUUGCGACGCGAUCAAAGGACCAAGUUGCACCAAAAACAAAUGCGCUCCACCACUCCCGAUCAACCCAACUGGAAAGACUUACUCGUGUCCAAGGGGUGCGAUCUACUACGAGGACUGCAACGUCUGCACUUGCGAUCCCGUACACGGACCGGCCUGCGAGCAGAAACAGUGUACUCCGAAAACGACGACGACAACGACGACGACGACGACGACGACAACCCCAAAACCUAAUCUCUGCCCGCAAGGAGAGUCUUAUCGGAUCGACUGCAACUACUGUCAUUGUGAUCACGAUGGAAAAGUAUUCUGCACGGAGAGACCUUGCCGUCCCAAGGAAGACAAGGACAGGAUUUCAGAGGAAGUAAAUCUCUGUCCGCAAGGCACUUCGUACAAGAAACUCUGCAACAGCUGCUCUUGUGAUCCGAAAACUGGAGCCGAACUCUGCACGGAACAUCCCUGCGAUCCAACGAAUCCUGAACGAAUAAACAUGUGCCCGAUGGGCCGCAUGUACAUGAAGGAUUGCAACGUUUGUUUAUGCAAUGCGGCGACCGGCCUGGAACUGUGCACAACCAACACUUGCUCGAAGGUCGAUACAAAUGGGAAAAAUGUUUGCCCACGUGGACAAGUUUACUGGGAAGGCUGUAGCAGGUGCUUCUGCAAUCCGGAGAACGGUUUGACCAGCUGCGAUCAGAAAGACUGCCCGCAAAAAGCUGUGAUUGAAACGAGCACUCAAGAACCUGAAGUCAAGUGCCCUCGGGGCUCGAACUACACAGAUGAGUGCAGCCCGUGCACGUGUAAUCCAACAAACGGUUUCACGUCUUGCAAUUAUACGCCUUGUGAUACAAAAAUCUCAUUGUGCCCUCGAGGUUUGGCUUUUGAAGGCAAAGAGCUUGAAGGGGGAUGCAAAGAAAAAUGUGAAUGCGAUCCAUUAACCGGUCAUGUUAUGUGUGCUGCGAACAGUUGUAACCCCCCCAUCGUCAUACCCCACCCGGAGUGCCUUCGAGGUUUGGAUUACGAGACCGAUGAAGAUACAAAUGGAUGCAGGAAAAAAUGCCAAUGCAAUCCGACAACCGGUGUAACAUCUUGUUAUACAGAUUGUACUCCCCGAAUCAUAAAUAUCAUCAGUUACUGUCCAAAGGGUGAGCUUUAUGAUGUUGAUGAGGAGUGUAAAAGAUGCGAAUGCCGUCCAAAUGACGGUCAAACCAAAUGUGUUCCCAAAUCUUGUCCUGACCAAUUCUCAACUCCUUUCAGGGACCCUUGCCCAGAAGGUCCACAUUUUAACAUCGAUGGGGGAUGCAAAAGAUGCCACUGCAGUCGAAUAACCGGUGAAGUAACUUGUUACGUUAAAGAAACUUGUCGUGCCCAGUACACAGCGACAUCAACGACGACGCCACCGCCGUUCUAUUAUUCGACCCCGUCGCCGCUCAAUACUCCGCAGCCGCAGACUUGCCCGCCCGGCAAGCACUACCACGAGGGAUGCAGGAUUUGCUACUGUCGCUCGAACGGCUUCGGCCACGACUGCUACGAUGAUGGUUGCGCGCUCCCUCCGCAGGGGCAAGUGGGAUCGUUCAUCAACAAUUUUGUGAAUGGGCUCUUAUCAGGAUAG
Molecule: messenger RNA, 2052 nt
Organism: Trichogramma pretiosum
Lineage: Eukaryota; Metazoa; Arthropoda; Insecta; Hymenoptera; Trichogrammatidae
Product: kielin/chordin-like protein
Exons: 14
Coding region: 1-2052 (683 amino acids)
Molecular function (GO): protein binding; peptidase inhibitor activity
Source: RefSeq, a predicted model, not a curated record